AAGAAAAGCAGUUUUCAGUUUAUACCUUUUUAAUCUAUUUUCUGCAACAACCAUUCCUUGGCAUAAAUCCCAAGACAGAAGCCAACAAAGCAAGCAACUUGGACACCAUCAUUGACCCAUCUUGCUAUGCUUGCUUCCCUGUUCCAACUCCUUCUCUGUAUAAAAACCCAACAAGGACCAAUCAAACAAACUUAAACUUAACUAACCUCAAAAACAUUCAUGGCAAAUCCAAGAUGGGUUUUUGGUGUUAAGACCUUCUUGAUCUUUAUCAGCCUUUAUCUCUCUCUGGCUAGCUGUGUGAUUGCAACUUCUUUGGAAGACUCAGUUGCGCAACAGAAACUUGAUAAGGUUCAUAAGCUUCCUGGGCAGACUUUUAAUGUGAGCUUUGCACACUAUGCUGGUUAUGUUACUGUCAACGAAGUUUCAGGGAGAGCUCUGUUUUAUUGGUUCUUGGAAGCUACUGAGGAUCCUGAUUCCAAGCCUCUUCUUCUCUGGCUCAAUGGAGGGCCUGGAUGUUCAUCCAUUGCUUAUGGUGAAGCAGAGGAAAUAGGUCCAUUUCACAUUAGGCCAGAUGGAAAGACCCUUUACUUGAACCCUUACUCUUGGAAUAAAGUUGCCAACGUUCUAUUUCUUGACUCUCCUGUUGGAGUUGGUUAUUCAUAUUCGAAUACUUCCUCUGAUUUGCUUAACAAUGGUGAUAAAAGAACUGCUAACGACUCGCUGACAUUUUUGCUAAAGUGGCUUGAGCGCUUUCCUCAGUAUAAAGAAAGGGAUUUCUACAUUUCUGGAGAGAGCUAUGGAGGGCAUUAUGUUCCACAGCUAAGCCAAGCCAUUGUAAGAUACAACGGGGCAACCAAGCAAAAAACAAUUAAUCUAAAGGGUUAUAUGGUUGGAAAUGCUCUAACUGAUGAUUACCAUGACCAUUUGGGGCUCUUUCAAUUUCUAUGGUCAGCUGGUUUGAUAUCUGAUGAAACGUACAAGCUAUUGAAUGUACUAUGCGAUUUUGAGUCAUUUAUCCACUCCUCAAGUUCUUGUGACAAGAUUAUGGACGUUGCAAGUGAAGAAAUGGGAAAUAUUGACCCAUAUAGCAUCUUCACUCCCAGCUGCUCCGCCAAUGUUAGCCAGUCAAAGUGGCUGCUGAAAAGAAGGCUUAUGGUUGGCCAGCUCAGUGAAAAGUAUGAUCCUUGCACUGAGAAGCACUCAGAAGUGUACUUCAAUCUACCUGAGGUGAAACAGGCACUCUAUGUUUUACCAGAAGUUGCAGCAUCUAAAUGGGAGACGUGCAGUGAUAUCGUAAAUAUCAACUGGAAGGAUUCUCCAAGAACUGUGCUUGAUAUUUACCGUGAGCUUAUACAUGUAGGACUUCGCAUAUGGAUAUUCAGUGGUGACACAGAUGCUGUAAUCCCAGUUACAUCCACCCGCUACAGUAUAGAAGCUCUCAAGCUUCCAACUGUGAGGCCUUGGCGCCCCUGGUAUGAUGAUGGACAGGUAGGAGGAUGGACUCAAGAGUAUGCUGGACUUAACUUUGUUUCAGUGAGGGGAGCUGGGCAUGAAGUCCCCUUGCAUAGACCCAAACUAGCUCUCACGCUUGUCAAAGCAUUCCUGUCAGGAACCUCCAUGCCUGGCUUGGAGCAAGUCAGUGUCUCCUGAAUUUGGGUUGAAUGUUUCUCAAAUGAGGAAUAAAGCAUCUCUGUUAUUUGACUGUAAUGUUCAUGUGGAACCCACAGCCAUUUCUUCUUUCCCCAAAAAUAUCCAAUCAACAUUCAUCAAAAUGUUUCAAUUGAAAUGUGAACUGUGCUGAAAUUAUUGGAAAUGGGUUAACUCGGAGACUUGUCCCUUUUGAAUUUAGCAUCUCAUUUGUCAUGCAUGGUUGCAUGGUUGAUAUAA
Durio zibethinus is the source of this 1887-nucleotide messenger RNA. RefSeq names its product serine carboxypeptidase-like 29 (gene SCPL29). Gene Ontology annotation, biological process: proteolysis. The record is from RefSeq and is a predicted model, not a curated record. Lineage: Eukaryota; Viridiplantae; Streptophyta; Magnoliopsida; Malvales; Malvaceae. Gene Ontology annotation, cellular component: vacuole. Gene Ontology annotation, molecular function: serine-type carboxypeptidase activity.